AUGCAGACCUCGUCGAAGCAGAGGCGUAGCGGCUAUGAACCCUCGGACACAGAGACAGACUUCCAUGAAAGUCCUUGGCGUGACCUCAAUCCACACAAUAGAAAAUUGGAUUUUGAAGAGCCAGGAUUAGACUUUGACUUACCAAGAAACAUCAGUCCUUUGAAGACCAACCGGAGACACUCCUCGAGGUUUGAACAUGUGGACUCCUCUCCGAAAAAGAACUCUUCAGACAUCUCAGCUCGGAGGAGACACAGCAGUAAGUCACCUUACAAGCCUAAGAGAUCAGAAGAUGGUAACAAUCUUUAUAAUGGAAAUAUCAGUCCUUUGCCAAAACCUCACAUGAGAACUUAUCAUUCUCCUUACAAAGAAGAGCCUAAUCUGGAUAACAGUGAAUUUGUGUAUUCAUACAGAAGGCAAAAUGACAGAUCUUUAGUUCAACAUCAGUUUGUUGAAGUUGGUAUGGCAAGCAGGAAACCAAACUACACGAUGAGCAAGAGAUCAGUGACUGCCCCAAGACUAAGGCCAAAAGAUAAGAACCGAGAGGAGAAGUAUGAUAAGGUAUCGAAACCGGAGAGAACACACUCACCAACAGCUCAAAAGCUAAGAGAUCAAGCUCCCCAACCAAAAGUGGGCCCCUCAAGCGGCGAAAUCAACGAAAGAGUUGCGUACGCAAGGCUUGCUAGAGAUCGAGUGCGUAUUGGUCCUGCAAUUUAUGAGAGUACUGAUUCCAUUUCACCGGGUGAUAUCUUCUUUUCUCGCGAGGGGACAGUUCUAGCAUUGCCAAAGAAUGGUGGUUUGGAGAGCCAUUUUAGUCCGAAACCGAAGAUACUUUCCGAAAGAGAUUCUUCUUCUCAGUUGAGAAGUAGAGCAAAUAGUAAAAUUGACCCUAGUAAGGAAUCAUCUAGUGUUGGUUUAUCACAAACAGGUACAACUAUUAGUUCUUCUGGAAGCAAACUGGGAAGUGGAAGGUUUAGCACUGAAACUAGUAAACUGAGUGAUACUAGUACUAGGACAACUGAAAGCAUGAGGAAGUUUACAGAAAAUAGAAGGAAGAGCCAAAAGGAGACAUGGUUUAAUUGUAUGAAGAAAGGGCCUUGUGGGAGUGCGAAAAAAUCGCCCGAGAGAACUGCGAGAAUCACCACAUUGAAUGAAGCAUUAUUUAUUGAAAAAGCCAGGGUGGCUGAAAAUCUCAAACAGUUCUGGGCUGAUAAGUAUCAACCUGGCUCCUUAAAUGGAUUCACUUGCCAUAAACAAGAAGCUCAACUUCUCAAGCAACUUGUAUCUGAUGACAUAUGUCCCCAUAUUUUGCUCAAGGGACCAACUGGUUCAGGAAAAAGAGCUUUAGCAAUGGCACUUCUGCGUGAAAUAUAUGGUGAUGCAAGUUGGGAUGAAAACCAGCGAAUGCAAGUGGUUGUCCCAAUUAAAUCAAGUCCUCACCAUUUGGAGCUCAAUGUGCACUUAGAAUCAAAUGCCAGAUAUGCACUAAUGGGUUUAGUCAGGGAAAUAACUAAGGACUUUACAAAUAUUCCUGAAAUCAGCACGGCUAAUCUCAACCCGAAUUAUAAAGUAAUAGUCCUUUAUGAUGUUGACAAAGCAGCAGAUAACAUUCAGCAUUUGAUAAAAUGGAUUUUGGAUUGUUACACCGAUGCUUGUAGACUCAUACUAUGCUGUGAAGAUGAUUCAGAGAUUGUCGAGUCGGUGAAAGACCAGUGCAAAGUUAUCGAUGUCAAUGCUCCUAUAACUCAUGAGAUCAUGGAAGUUCUUAUUCAGAUAGCGAGAAAGGAAGGAUUCGAUUUAUCCAUGGAGUUUGCAGCUAAGAUUGCCAUUAAAUCAAAGCAAAAUCUGAGAAAGGCAAUCAUGGCUCUUGAAGCAUGCAAGGCACACAACUAUCCUUUUGUGGAGGACCAACCAAUUCCACUAGGGUGGGAAGAGGUUCUGGUUGAAAUGGCUGCAGAAAUCCUAGCCAAUCCAUCACCUAAUACGUUAUUUCUAAUAAGGGGAAGGCUUCAAAAGCUUCUAGUUGACUACGUUCACCCCAAACUGAUUCUACAGAAACUUGUGGAACAGUUCCUAAAGGGAAUUGAGGCAAGCAUUAAAAGGCAACUUUAUUAUUGGCAUGCUUAUUAUGAUAAGAGACUACCAACAGGACCAAGCGCUUUGCUUAAGCUAGAAGAAUUCGUGGCCAAAUUCAUGAGCAUAUACAGAAAGAGUUUAAACAAUAUUCGUCAGUUAAUCAUGUAG
Molecule: messenger RNA, 2241 nt
Organism: Morus notabilis
Lineage: Eukaryota; Viridiplantae; Streptophyta; Magnoliopsida; Rosales; Moraceae
Exons: 10
Coding region: 1-2241 (746 amino acids)
Biological process (GO): DNA-templated DNA replication; DNA repair
Cellular component (GO): nucleus; DNA replication factor C complex
Molecular function (GO): DNA clamp loader activity; DNA binding
Source: RefSeq, a predicted model, not a curated record